Messenger RNA from Funneliformis geosporum, 377 nucleotides. The record is from the annotation of a GenBank genome assembly. Lineage: Eukaryota; Fungi; Glomeromycota; Glomeromycetes; Glomerales; Glomeraceae.
GAUUCGGCUAUGAUGUAAAAGAUUUAACUUCCUCCCCAACAACCAUAAAGGAUUCCAAAGAAAAAAGAGAAGAGAAGCAACCAACGUAUUGGCAACAGCGUCGUAAAGCUUUUCAGGACAUGAUUGAUAACCUUUACAUAAAUUACAUGGAAAAAUUGAUCAAUAUACAACAAGAACAAGCAAAGUAUUGUCCAUCCUUUGAUGAUUAUUACAUUUAUCCUCAAUCACCUUAUCGCUAUGAGGAGUACGAAGAGGAAGAACAUGAGUUAAUGGAAGACAUUGGUGAAAAUAGUGAACUUGGUGGUGAUGGUAACAAUAGUCAUCUUUUUGCUCCUCCUAUAAAAAUUACUGAAGACACUUCCAAUACGUCCUUUUAA